ACUGCCGUGUAAACCUGAAAGUUCCCUCCGGGGAGGAUGUGAUGCUCUUCCAGCGCCAGCGUUUUCCUGCUGUCAUGAGCUUGGGACUGGAGAAACAGGAGAGCAGGAAGCGAGGGAGCCCAACCAAGGCCCGCUACCUCAAGAAAACAAGACUUUCUAGUAUUUUUGUCCGGAUACCUCUUGGGUAAUGUGCUUUUAGCCAGCAGAGAGCAGUAAGAGGACAGGGGCACAGUUCUGCCUUGUAACAGCGGUUUGAAAAGUCUAGGGGACACUCAACGUUGGCUGCGCGUUAGAAUCCUCGGGGGAGGUUUUUACGAAUCCCGGCGCCGGGCACCCAACCCCGGACAACGAAAUCAGAUUCUCUGGGAGUGAAGCCCCCAGCGCGGGUAUUUUUAAAGAGCUAAGUGCACCGGGUGUUCUCUAACCCUUUUCCACUUGUUGGAGUGCUGGAUGACAUCUAGUGGGCGCCUUCUCAUGAAAAAGCUCUUGAACCGAACCCCCUCUUUCUUCUGCUCUCAAGGGCUGUCGGGGUUCCGUUUUCAUGGGCCGGGGUGAAUGUGUGUCUGGCCCGGGAGGGAGGGCAUCAAGCUAAAGGGUCUUUGGGACAUCAACGGGUUCCUAGCGUUUGGGGGCGAGCUCAUCCUCUGUGCAGGAGGCCGUGCCCCGCGCCAGGCCCGGGGAGACUCAAAGUCUGCUCCUCAGGAACGCGAGACAGGAAGGGUGGGCCAAAGCGGGGAGAGGAAGGCCGAGGGAGGAGCCGAGGAGACGUCGCGGCUGGCGGGCGGUCCCCGACGAGGCCCGGACUUCCGCGUCCCGGCGUCGGGUGGCGCGGCCUGGCCACUAUGGCGGGUGUGGACCCCGGCCUGGCCGUCCCCGUGUGGCUGGCCGAGGACGACCUGGGCUGCAUCAUCUGUCAAGGGCUGCUUACCAAGCCCGCCACGCUGCCCUGCGGCCACAGCUUCUGCCGCGACUGCCUGAAGGGCUUGUGGGCCGCGGGCAGCGCCAGUCCCCCGCGCUCCUGCCCUAUCUGCCGGGAGAGCACCCCGGCACCGCUGCACCUGCGGAAGAACACGCUGCUGCAGGAGCUGGUGGACAAGUACAGCCGAGCGCUGCGCGAGCUGGGGGCGGGCCCUGACCCCGGCCCCGCCCUCGGCCCCGCCCAGGGACGCGCCCUUGGCCUCGCGCCUGCGCCUGCGCCCCCGCGUGGCACCGCCCAGCCGCCGGCUGCGGCACAGAAGAGAAUUAUAGAAGUUGUGCGUGAGCUGGCAGAGUUGGCAGAAGAGCUCGUAGACAUUGUCAAGAGUCUUCAGAGUCAAAGGGACGUCCCUGAAUCCGGACCAGACAAUGACAGGAGCACCCUGAGCAUGAGCAUGUCUUCUUCUGGUGAGAUGGACCUUUCCUUGGCUUCUUCAAAACCAAUGACUUCCAAUACACCUGAGAGAAAAACAAGAGACAUUCUGCAUGACUUAGAAGAAAUCCAGAAAAAAUUACGGGAAAACCUCACAUGGAAAGAGCCCCUUGAAGAACAGAUGCAGGUGGAACUCCAGGAAGCUUCCCAUUCUGCUUCAUGCCCGCUGCCUGGCCAGAGCCACCCAGCUCCUGAGAGGGCCUCCAGGUUUGCUCAGUGGGCCAUCAGUCUGACCUUUGACCUCCGCAGCCACUCCUGCAGCUUAAAGGUGUCCAAGGAUGGCCUGGCGGUGACUGUGUCUCACUGCCCACAGACCCAUCUCUGGAGUCAUGAGAGGUUUGUGACCUGCCAGGCCUUAUGCUCCCAGGCCUUUUCUUCGGGGCGACAGUACUGGGAAGUGGACACUCAGCGUUGCAGCCACUGGGCAGUUGGGGUGGCUUCCUGGGGGAUGAAGCGUACCCAGAUCCUGGGAAGGACCAGCGACUCGUGCUGUAUAGAGUGGAAGGGGACGGGCCAGCUCUCUGCAUGGCACAUGGUCGAGGAGACUGUCCUCGGCUCAGACAGACCUAUGGUGGUGGGCAUCUGGCUGGACCUGGAGGAGGGGAAACUUGCCUUCUAUUCAGUGGCUAAUCAGGAGAAGCUAAUAUAUGAGUGCCCGGUCCCAGCCUCCUCUCCUCUGCACCCCGCCUUUUGGCUUUAUGGCUUAAAUCCUGGAAACUCUCUGACUAUAAGGCCAGUAAAUGUGUAAAGUUUCCCUGGAUGUCAGAACCUGGUGGUCCUGGCCUUUCAAACCAGGCCCUUGACAACAGUCCCACUUCUGGAAUUAAUGGGUGUGCAGCAAAGGGCUAAUUGCAGGCCUGGGAUGGGCAGACUGCACAUUCCUGGGAGAGCAUGGGCCCUUGACUGGCUCCUGGGAGGCAACCCCUAAGCCCUUGGGGUAUCCUGGCUGAUACAAGUGUUUUUGUUUACCCGUGGCCUUGGGCCAGGAGGUAUCAGCUUGACCUCUGGAGGGGCUGGAGACUAAGGCCUGCCCCUGUGACUGACCCCCAGGAAAAGCCUCGGGCACCAAGGCUGGGGGGAUCUUCCCUGGUUGGGAGUCCCCUUGUACAUUGUCACACAUUGUCACUAGAAGAAUUCACAUUGUCCUUGUGACUCCACCGGGAAGGAGAGUAGGUGUCUCUUGGCCGGUGUCCCAUGUGCCCUUUUUCUCCCGCUGAUUUUAAUCUGUAUCCUUUUACUGUAAUAAACUGUAGCCAAAACUACAA
Messenger RNA from Mustela erminea (ermine), 2673 nucleotides. RefSeq names its product ring finger protein 135 (gene RNF135). The record is from RefSeq and is a predicted model, not a curated record. Gene Ontology annotation, biological process: regulation of innate immune response. NCBI's taxonomy places the organism in Eukaryota, Metazoa, Chordata, Mammalia, Carnivora, Mustelidae. Gene Ontology annotation, molecular function: ubiquitin-protein transferase activity; ribonucleoprotein complex binding; protein binding. Gene Ontology annotation, cellular component: cytoplasm. The coding region runs from base 843 to 2156 and encodes 437 amino acids. The transcript is spliced from 5 exons.